AUGGUUGCUACUCGAAAGCAGGAUUAUGGAGUAGGUCAACCGGUUUCAAAACAUGAUGAUAAACUUAAAGAAAAUGGUCACGAUCAAGAAUUUGGUGGUUCUUCUGAUUCUGAGUUACCAUCUACUCAAAAAUUAAAUAUAAACGUUACUCCUUCCACUUCGAGACGGCGACGUGUCAAUCGAAAAUCUCAAGAGAAGAAACCUGAUACGAUUAAUUUUCGUAAACAAAAAACUCCUUCGGUUCAAAUACCUGACAAUCUUCCUUCAAUUAUUAUUCCUUCUGAUAUUCCUGAAACUAAUGAAAAUCCUUCUGAUGGUCUACCCAUUGAAUUUAUUAAUCCACAAUCAACUGAGAGGCCUCCAAUAAUUGAUGAUGAUAUUCCUAUAAAUAACAUACAGCAAUCUCGUUCUGCCAUGAUUUAUGAUAUAUGGUCAAAUUUUAUUAGUACGAUCACAAGCGUAUCUGUCGAAAUUCGUAAAUUCACAGUUGGUCGUAAAACAACUUUGUCAUUAGCCAUAUUCUUUAUAUUAUUAUUUAUUUUAUUAAGGCCAGCAAAUGAAAUUGAUGAAGUCAGUAUUAUAAGUGUUAAUGAAACAAUUGAUGAAAUGUUACGAAAAACUGUCCCUCCAAUCGUUGAACGAGUUCUUCGUGAAAAAUAUGGUUCUGUUAUUCUUCCUGACAAAAAACAAUUUAAUGAAUGGGUGAUGUCUGCUGCCCAUAAUUUAGUUCAAGAAAAUAUUAAAACUGAUAUUCGUAAUAUGCCUGAUUUUACUCUUUCUUCUGGUGGUGCUCCUCAUGUUGCUAUCGAUGGAAACAAUCAUAUUGGAAAUUGGUUUGCUUUUGCUGGAAUGCGUUGUCAACUUGCAAUUCAAUCGAGUAGAACAAUAUAUAUCUCAACCGUCUCUUACCAACAUUUAGAUCGAAAUCUAGCCUUGGAUGAUACAAACAUUUUAAGUGCUCCUGCCAGAUUUGCUGUACUGGGAAUUCCGGAUGAAAAAUAUUUAUCAAAUACAACGUCAAAGGCCCUAGAAGUUUCUCAAGGGUGGAAUGUAAAUGAUUUUUUAGAGGAAUAUAAAGACAAAGAUGACUUAAGUGAGAAAAUAGGUAUUUACCUUAGAUCCCUUGAGAUCAUCGCCGAUAACGAAGAAGGGCAAAGGAGUGAACGAGCAAAGGAGUUGCUUAUGAAAUAUAGAGAGCAAAAACUACCAUAUGUAGAAAAUAUUGAGAAUGAAGAUGUUGAGAAAGAAUUUCCAUUAUCUUUUGAAUCCUCUCACUUAUUAUCUAUACAAGAGAUAAUUUCGGAAACUAUUAAAAGCAGUAAAGAUUUAGAUAUCAAGAUACUUAAAUGGCAACAACAUACUUUUCAACAAUUGUCUAAUGGAAUUA
Molecule: messenger RNA, 1387 nt
Organism: Racocetra persica
Lineage: Eukaryota; Fungi; Glomeromycota; Glomeromycetes; Diversisporales; Gigasporaceae
Source: the annotation of a GenBank genome assembly